Rosa rugosa (rugosa rose) is the source of this 1001-nucleotide messenger RNA. RefSeq lists its product as uncharacterized. Gene Ontology annotation, molecular function: nucleic acid binding. The record is from RefSeq and is a predicted model, not a curated record. Lineage: Eukaryota; Viridiplantae; Streptophyta; Magnoliopsida; Rosales; Rosaceae. The transcript has 6 exons. Bases 131 to 841 code for a protein of 236 amino acids.
CCUUCAAUUUCUCAUUUCCAAAACGAAAGGCAUCGUCCUCGUCCAAAUAAACCAGAGCCCAUUCUGCCACUCCAUCUCCAGUAGCACUCACACUGAAGCAGACACCUUGAAAAUCCCCCAAAUCGGAAAAAUGUCAAAGCUGGGACUCCUCCGAACCUCAAUCAGGUCAACCCUCGCCGCCCGUUCACAAAACCACCGCCUCCUCCCUUCCCUCCUCCGCGAGCCGCAGAGACGCUUCUCCACGGAAGCGGGGCAACCGCCUCAGGACUCGGCACCCGUACAACCACCGCCGUCUCUGGAUGCAACAGUCGACCAAUUUGUUCAAAACCCAAGCGGAGGUGUGGUGUAUGGGAAAUUGCUUGGGAUUACAAGGAAUACAUUGAAGACCGACAUUGUGAACUUGCUGGAAGGCUGUAAUUUGAGGCUGGAAGAUGUUAAAGUUCAGUACAAUGGGCCUUUCGUGCCGUCGGGAAUGAUGGUGCAAUUUCCUUCGCAAAGAGCUUAUGAGACUGCAUUUAGGGCGAUUAGCCGACUGGGCCAGGUGUUCAGAUUGGAAAGGUCCGAUCGACAGAGGUGGGAUGCCGUAACUCAUUAUGAUGGAAAAACUGUUUUAAUAGAGGGAAUCCCUAGAAUUGCAAAUACGGAAGACGUGGAGCGCUUUCUGUCUGGGACUCCAUAUGUGUCCUCCUCCGUUCAACUCUUUAUGAAACAAGCUUUCCCGGAACCCAUUAGAAUGGCCACUGUUCGCUUUCCCUCGCAAAUCCAGGCGAUGAAUGCAUACAUCACAAAGAACAAAGGCUUCAUUCAAAAUAAUCAAGUCUUGAUGCGUGUUCUCCAGUAAUGUGUUUUGGUUUCUUCGUUCCCUCUGUCAGUGUAGCAUGGCUGGGAGACAUAAGAUGGAGGAUAGGAUAUGUAGUUUUACUUUCUAAUUGUCAUGGACAUGCAGUAUUUAAACCUUAGAUAUUCUACCCUCUUAUAGCAUGCUGAAAAUUUUCCCUUUA